GAGGGAGGACACUUGCAAGUUGAAUUGCGAGGAAGCGUUUAAGCAGAAAACGGUGCGUGAGGAAGGAAGACAAUGUCUUAAAGACAGAGGAAACCGAAAGGGGAAUAUGCAGAGGAGCAAAACAUAAGCUCACGAGGACUUAUGGAUGAAACCUGUUUGCUGCUGACCCUGGAUGUUUUUGCACUGUGGCACCUGGACCGAAAAUUCAUUGCAGAACCUACAUUGUUUUCCAGAGUGUAUAAUGACAGACCGACUGUGAGGUACGUUGUCAGAUCCGUCGGUUGGUCUCAGCUGUUUUGCGCAUCGAAAAGAGCAGGAACGUCUCGAAAAUCUCGGACACUUACCAGCAGACCUCCGUUAGUGACAAGCUUGUUGGUGGCAGAAUGGAUGAGUCAACUUCUGUCACUGUUCAAUGUCCUCUGCCAUGGCAAAGCGGGAGGCUGGGAGCACCAGCCCGGUUGUGCGUCAGAUAGACAAGCAGUUUCUGGUCUGCAGCAUCUGUCUGGAUCACUACUCCAACCCCAAGGUCCUGCCCUGCCUGCACACCUUCUGUGAAAGUUGUCUCCAGAACUACAUUCCCCCAGAGUCCCUGACGCUCUCGUGCCCAGUGUGUCGGCAGACCUCCAUUCUGCCGGAGAAAGGAGUCGGUGCUCUACAGAACAACUUCUUCAUCACUAAUCUCAUGGAGGUCCUUCAACGAGACCCAGAGUGCACACGGCCCGAGGACUGCGGCGUCCUGGAGUCGGUCAGCGCUGCGGCUGCAGUGAAGCCCCUCUGCUGCCCGAACCACGAGGGAAAGGUGAUGGAGUUCUACUGCGAGUCGUGUGAGACGGCCAUGUGUCUCGACUGCACAGAGGGCGAGCACAGGGAGCAUGUGACCGUCCCACUGCGUGACGUGGUGGAGCAGCACAAGGCUGCUCUGAAGACACAGCUGGAUGCCAUACUCAGCAGGCUUCCUCAGUUAUCAGCGUCCAUCGAGGUGGUGAUAGAGAUCUCCCGCCAGCUGAAUGAACGGAAGAACGAGGCGGCGGCAGAGAUUACCAGCACAUUUGAAGAGCUGGAACGAGCGCUGCAUCAGCGCAAGACGUCCCUCAUCACGGACCUGGAGCUCAUCUGCAGCACCAAGCAGAAGGUCCUGCAGGCCCAGCUUUCGUCGCUCCUUCAGGGGAAGGAACACAUCCAGAGCAGCUGCAGCUUCACUGAGCAGGCUCUCAGCCGCGGGAGUGCUACUGAGGUGCUGCUGGUUCAGAAGCAGAUGAGCGAGCGGGUGACGGCGCUGGCCAGACAUGACUUCCCAGAGAAACCCCAUCAGAACGCACACCUGGACUGUCAGGUGGAGACCGAAGGUUUGAGGCGCUCCAUUCAGAACCUGGGAGUUCUCCUCACCACAGCCGCCGUGGCUCACACCUCGGUAGCCACAGGAGAGGGCCUCCGCCACGCGGCAACCGGGCAGCACCACACAGUUACUGUGACGACCAAAGACAAAGAUGGGGAGCUGGUGCGCAGUGGAAACGCCGCUCUGAAGGCCGAGAUAACGUCGGUCGACGGAAGCCGCGUUGCGGAGGCCGAUGUGGCGGACAACAAGAACGGGACGUACGAGGUGGGCUACACGCUGCGCUCCGAAGGAGAGUACUCCUUCGCCUUGUCGCUGUACGGGCAGCCGAUACGCGGCAGCCCGUUCCGCCUGCGGGCGCUCAAACCCUCGGACGUGCCGCAGUCCCCGGAUGACGUGAAGCGGAGGGUGAAGUCUCCCAGCGGGACGGGGGGCCACAUUCGGCAGAAGGCGGUGCGACGUCCUUCCAGCAUGUACAGCACCACCAAGAAAAAGGAGAACCCCAUCGAGGAUGAGCUCAUCUACAGAGUGGGUUCCCGGGGCCGAGAAAAAGGAGAGUUUACAAAUUUACAAGGAAUAUCAGCCUCGUGUAACGGCAGGGUGGUGGUGGCUGACAGCAACAAUCAGUGCAUACAGGUCUUCUCCAACGACGGACAGUUUAAGAUGCGCUUCGGAGUCAGAGGUCGGUCGCCGGGGCAACUUCAGAGACCAACGGGCGUCACAGUGGACAUGAACGGCGACAUUGUGGUGGCCGACUACGACAAUCGAUGGGUCAGCAUCUUCUCCUCUGACGGCAAAUUUAAGAAUAAGAUAGGUGGAGGUCGGCUCAUGGGCCCCAAGGGUGUUGCCGUGGACAAGAAUGGACACAUCAUCACUGUGGACAACAAGGCCUGCUGUGUCUUCAUCUUUCAAUCCAACGGGAAGCUGGUGACUAAGUUUGGAGGCCGGGGGACGUCUGACAGACAGUUUGCAGAAAAGCUUUCUCCAAAUGUUAAUAAAUCUGGCUCGGUUUUCAGUCCACACUUUGUUGCAGUGAACAACAAAAACGAAAUUAUCGUGACGGAUUUUCACAAUCACUCUGUAAAGGUGUACAGUGCGGAUGGAGAGUUCUUGUUCAAAUUUGGCUCUCAUGGUGAAGGCAACGGCCAGUUCAACGCCCCCACUGGCGUGGCUGUGGACGCCAACGGAAACAUCAUUGUAGCUGACUGGGGUAACAGCAGAAUACAGGUGUUUGACAGCACAGGCUCCUUCUUGUCUUACAUCAACACGUCAGCAGACCCGCUGUACGGGCCCCAGGGCCUCGCCCUCACCUCGGACGGACACGUGGCUGUCGCCGACUCUGGAAACCACUGCUUUAAGGUGUACAGGUAUCUGCAGUAGGCCGCAGACAUCGAAGACACAACCUUUUUGCUCAGACAACUUAAAAUCACUUACUGCUCAUGGACAUAGGGCCGCAAAGUGGUUGCACACUUCACACUGGCCCCCCGUGUUCCACAAAUGAGUUUCCUUUUAGGUUUUGUCUGUACAUAUUUUAGAGGAUCCAAUAUUCAGAGAGAAAAUGUUUACAUAAAAAUUAAAAAAAACAAUUCAAGUGUUAUUAAAAUGUAUUUUAAAAUAAACUAGCUAAGUGACAUUAAUUUCCCAUCUCGGGAGACUAUCCUGGUGUGUCCCAAGCGUCCUGUGAUUGGAUGUUUACCCUAAUUGAGCAUAACUUUAGCUUAGGAGAGAUUUAACCAAACCAGGUAUAUUUCUGACAGCGCCAGUAGAUGGCCUGCCAGUCUGCAGUUAGUGAUGCGAUUUGUUUAGGCCACGCGGAUGGAAAACACACCAGCAAACCAACCAAGUGCUCUACUGGUUCCCUGAUGAUGCUGAGGGGUAAAAUAACAAAGCUCAGGCCUUCCCUGCGAAUUGUUGUGUGUCGGUGUGCACUAGAAAUGAACCCGUCAUCAUGGCCUUCAAGUUUUCAUUAGUAAAUACAACGGAUCCAGACAGAAUGCUUUGUUUUAAAGGAUUUGUUCCUUUUUCUCCUUUUGCACUUUACCACUUUGAAAAGAUCCUUGGCGUGGAUAUUCAGAUGUUUUUUUUAAAGUCAGUUUCAGUUUAAUAUUUUAACUUUUGUAUUGCUGCCCAAAGAAAAACAGCAAGAAGCACAACAAGGCUUUUGAACACAGCAUCCUGUUCUUCUAUUGACAAAACAAACCUCUUAUAUCUAACCCCACUAGUUUGUGUAUUCAUAUUUAGAUCCUAAUGUAGUUGUUCAUAGAGAACGCACGUUUUGAUGUCCGGAUGGAACAGUACUUAAUCAACACUGGGUCAUAUAUUAAUGCAGUAGAAGAUGCCAAGUGGACAACUGAACAACUUGCAAACAUCAAUGGAGUUGUAUACCCAUUAUUUGCUGUAUCUUUUUUUCAAAGGACUUAAUUUAUUUUUUGCUUUUCUUUUCUACAUAAUUUGCUCAGAGUAUUUUUCUAAUUGGUGUAUUUGAACUGUCUUUUUGUAUAUAGACCUUGUAACUAGUAGCACUGAAAGCCUGCUUUCUCUUUGGCCUCCACAGCUCUCAUCCAGUUAAACAGUAACUUUUCCCGCUGCCAAAAUGCACCGUUGUGAGUUGAACAAAAUAGUUAUGUUUGCAAGAGUAAUAUAUGCCUGUGUAUAGAUACCUACUGUAACAUAAUCAGAUUGUUUAAUGUAUAUUACAAUCACAUAGUUGAAGUUGAUUAGCACCUUAUUUUGGGUUUGUCCAGUAUUUGUAUUCAUUUGCUUGGUUUUCUAUGUGGCCAUUUGAGAAACACACCAGCUAAAAUCAGACUUCUUUCAACUUUAAAUUUACAAUUAACAGUUUGUCUCCGUUAAUUGAUCAAUUGUCCAUGUCUCCCUCCAUUUGCAUUUCACACUAAAUACAAACUCAUUUAAAAACGUU
Molecule: messenger RNA, 4253 nt
Organism: Pungitius pungitius (ninespine stickleback)
Lineage: Eukaryota; Metazoa; Chordata; Actinopteri; Perciformes; Gasterosteidae
Gene: trim3b
Product: tripartite motif containing 3b
Exons: 18
Coding region: 413-2713 (766 amino acids)
Biological process (GO): proteasome-mediated ubiquitin-dependent protein catabolic process; negative regulation of translation; protein polyubiquitination
Molecular function (GO): translation repressor activity; ubiquitin protein ligase activity; zinc ion binding
Source: RefSeq, a predicted model, not a curated record